UUUAUUCUAAAAUAAAAUUUUGUCCAGAAUAAUAUGCUUUUAUAAGUCCACUAAUAUAAUAUAAAUAUAUAUAUAUAUAUAUAUAUAUUUAUAAUUUUGUUCGGAGUUGGAAAACAUCAACAGCUGAAAAUGUUAGAGAGGAGUGAAAUCUCUUGCUUAUUGCAACCCUUUUCCUUCUGCAUCAUCAUCUUUACCAUUUUUCUCAUAUUCCUCAUAUACAAAUGGUACUCCACCUACAUGGUAACCUCCAAUAACAAAAGCUCACCACCUUCUCCACCAAAGCUCCCCAUCAUCGGAAAUCUUCACCAACUCGGUCUCUGUCCUCAUCGUUCACUGCAAACCUUAGCUCGACGCCAUGGCCCUCUCAUGUUGCUUCACUUUGGCAGCGUUCCCGUCCUCGUCGUGUCGUCCGCCGAACGUGCUAAACAGAUAAUGAAAACCCAUGAUCUAACCUUCUCAAACAGACCCAAAUUAACAGCCUUCGACAAGCUUCUCUACAAUUUCAAAGAUAUAUCAAUGGCACCGUACGGUGAGUACUGGAGGCAGGUGAGAAGCAUCAGCGUCUUGCAUCUUCUUAGCAACAAAAGGGUUCAGUCUUAUCUAGCUGUGAGAGAGGAGGAAACCAAAUCUAUGGUGGAGAAUAUCGAAAAUUGUUGCUUAUCCUCUUCUUCAGUGAAUUUAAGCCUGGUUUUGAUGAAACUUACUAAUGAUGUGGUGUGUAGGGUGGCUUUGGGGAAGAAAUAUAAUGAUGGUGAAGAUGGGAAGAAGUUCAAGAAGCUUUUGGGGGAUUUUGUGGAGUUGUUAGGGACUUUCUAUGUUGGUGAUUAUAUUCCCCAGCUUUCUUGGUUGAGCUUUGUUAAUGGUGUGGAUGCGAAAAUGAAGAAAGUGGCUAAAGAGUUUGAUGAGUUUUUAGAAAAAGUUAUUGAUGAGCAUGUGGAUGAUUAUCAAAACAGAGUAAAUGGUGGUCAUGAUUGUGUUGGAAAUGAGGACUAUAAAGAUUUCACUGAUAUUCUGGUUCACGCUCAAAUGGAAAACUUGCUUGGAGUUGCAAUUGAUAGAGUUUCCAUAAAGGCUAUUAUUUUGGAUAUGUUUGCUGCUGGAUCAGAUACAACAUCCACAGCCUUAGAGUGGGCACUGACAGAGCUACUAAGACAUCCAAAAAUCAUGCACAAACUCCAAACUGAGAUCAGAUCAAUUGCAGGUUCCAAAACCUUCAUCGCAGAGGAUGAUUUGGAAGCAAUGGUUUAUUUGAAAGCAGUCAUCAAAGAGACUCUUCGUUUACAUCCUCCAAUUCCAUUACUAGUUCCCAGAGCGUCAAGAGCAAAAGUGGAGAUCGAUGGCUAUGAAAUCCUACCAGGUUAUCAGGUCUAUAUCAAUGCCUGGGCUAUUGGAAGAGACCCAAUUUCAUGGGAAAGACCGGAAGAGUUCGACCCAGAUAGGUUCUUGAGAAGUGAUGUGGAUUAUAAAGGCCAUGAUUUCCAGUUGAUUCCUUUUGGAGCUGGAAGGAGAGGUUGUCCUGGAAUUUUAUUUGCCAUGGCUGAAAAUGAGAUUGCUCUCGCAAAUCUCGUUCACAGAUUUGAUUGGGGAUUACCGGGCGGUGCUAGUGUAGAGAAUUUGGAUAUCGCCGAAACUACCGGUCUAACCAUACAUAGAAAGUUUCCUCUCGUUGCUGUUCCAUCUCUGUAUAAUCCAUUGUGCUAAUUAAUAAUUAAGGAGCUAUACCCUUUUUCGAUA
This is a messenger RNA of Ziziphus jujuba (common jujube), 1734 nucleotides long. RefSeq names its product cytochrome P450 736A117. Lineage: Eukaryota; Viridiplantae; Streptophyta; Magnoliopsida; Rosales; Rhamnaceae. The transcript is spliced from 2 exons. The record is from RefSeq and is a predicted model, not a curated record. Bases 130 to 1701 code for a protein of 523 amino acids. Gene Ontology annotation, molecular function: iron ion binding; heme binding; monooxygenase activity.